This is a messenger RNA of Enhydra lutris kenyoni (northern sea otter), 3411 nucleotides long. RefSeq names its product collagen alpha-1(I) chain-like. The transcript is spliced from 10 exons. The coding region runs from base 1 to 3411 and encodes 1136 amino acids. The record is from RefSeq and is a predicted model, not a curated record. NCBI's taxonomy places the organism in Eukaryota, Metazoa, Chordata, Mammalia, Carnivora, Mustelidae.
AUGGCCGGGGGUCCGAGGCGAGAGGGGCCCGGGCGCUUGGCGGGGAUUCCGAUCGGGAAGGGGAGUCGUCACGGAGGUCCCCGCAGCCCCGAGGAAGGUGUGGGUCUCGGCCGGCCCCUCGAGGCGGACGCGCAGGCACGCUGGACACCUCGGCGCUCGCCCACCUGCUGCCCCGAGCCGGCCAGGCCACUUACAGCGAGCCCCGGGCGCCCGUCGUGCUCUCCCGCGCGGUCCUCCCGGCGCGCUCCCGACGCGGAGAGCUGUGGCUCCGGCUCCGGGGUGCCAGGGCUCCGCGGGCGCCGGGUUGCAGGCGCCCGCCGGAUCUCAGCCCCCGCCGAGCCGCGGCGAGCAGGGCCUCGCGGGCCUCGCCUCCCCAGCUCCCGCCUCCGCCGCGGCAGCUGCUCUGGCCCGGGCGCGCUCCGGCUCCGGACUUUUCAUUCAUCCUUUCACGCUCCCUCCCCAGCCCAGCCUCCGAUUGGUUCCGCCAAGUCUGACGUCACCUCCUCGUCUCCCAGCCGGCCCCGCCCCUCCCCUGCCAGGGACCAGCCGGAGCGCGCAACUGGGGCGCCCCUCCCCCUAGAAGCGGGAACGCAUUCGUCCUUCUACCUGCUCCUGGGUCGGCUGCGUGUCUUUGUGGCCCAGCAAUACAGAGGUAGAGACCAGACCUACAAGAAAGGCACCAGGAACCCAGUCAAGGACAGGGCAGACCUCAAAAGUGACAGCCAGCCUGCCCAGGUCAGGCCCGGCCAGGCCAGAGGGGAACACGCCCUGCGCCCCUGGUCCGGUCGCGCUCUCCGGGCGCUGGCAGCUCGGUUCCCGCUUCCCAGCGAGUCUGGCCGGGGGCUGUGCACGGGCACGGGGGCAGGUGGGGCGCGGCUCCUUCUGGGGCACACGGCCACCGGGGGCACCCCCGAGGACGAGACCGCCGAAACGCUGUCUCCGGAUUCGCGGCGCCAAGCGGAGGCUCUCGAAGCCGGGACCCGUGGGGAGCGCGGGGGCCAGCGGCCGUGGCCACGCCACUCCCCGUGCGGCCCCGCGGGCUGUGAGCGCGAGGCGGGAAGGCCCGGCCUUGCCCAGAUUCCCCAGAUGGAGGGGCUCCUAGGCCUGGAGGCGCUUGGGCUCUGGGGCAUGGAGUGGCUGAUCCCUGUGGCGGCUGCCCAUCCCCCUCUCCCUGGCCCAGGCUCGGACCGGCUGCCCAGUGAGUGGAGCGGAGGGGUCCCCCGCAACCCCCGGGGGGCUGUGGGGCUGGGAGAGCUCUGCGCAAACAACCCCGGAGAGGACGCCCGGGCCCCCGGGUCCCUCGCCCGCGGCCCGCUCUGGGCCUGCACGGCGGGAGCGCGUGGGGCGCGGACCCGGGGCCCGGGCGUCCCAGCGGCCGGGCCGAGGCGCGCCUCGCGGUUCGUGGCCUCGUGCUGCCCCCUGGUGUCCGCAGACCCAAUACGCCUCCCGGGGGGCCGCGCCGGGGCACGUCGGCGGGAGCGCGCGGGGCCGGCCGCGGGGGUCGCCGCCUCCCCCGACCGCUCGCGCCUGGCCCUGGAGCGCAGCCCGCGUCCGCUGCAGUCCCUGGGGCUGCGGCUCGGCGGGCGCGCGCGGCGGGGCGGGCGUCCCCGUGCUGACCGUGACCGUCCCCCGCCCCGGGCCCAGGGUCGGCGGGGCCGCGGGAGCGAAAGGCCCGAGCGGGAGGCCAGACGCGGGUUCGACCCCGCGGCGCUCUGCCGGCGGGUUCGCGGCGGCCCCGAGGCGCCGGGAGCAGAGCCUCUCCCGGGGGGCGGGGGGGCGUCGGCUGCUCGCGGAUCGGGGGCAACGCCGGCGCGCGGGUCCCGGGGCUCCGGGCUCCCGUCCAGGGUCCGGUCCUCUGUAGAGGGCCGCCGGCCAGACGCCCCGGGAGUCGUACGGCCAGAGAGCCCCACGCGUGCCCGGAGGAGGGACGGGGACGGGCGGCGGCGCGUGCAGUCCCCAGCGGGUGCCCCGGGGCGUCUGCGGCGCGCGUGCUCCCCCUGGCGGUCACGGCGGGUACUGCCCUCCUCCGGCCGGGCAGGGCGGGAGGCGCGGGUGCUUGCUGACCUGACCGCGCUUGCCUCUCUGGAGAUUCAACCCCGCCGGCCCGUGCCGGCCUUCCGCACGCUCUCACCUUUCCCUUCCUGCCUGUGUCCUGCCGGCCUUGGACCCGGCCAACUCCGUCUACCCUUCCUCUGUCUCCGGCCUUCCGCUCCGUACGACCGGCGCCCUGCUGCUCGCUUUCUACAACGGUUUCUCCGCGGGUUCGCCCGGGGCGCCCUGCCGUCCCGAGACGGGCCCCGCUCGCCGGCGGACGGGCCCGUGGCCGCACCCUCUGCGCGCGUAGCCGGCCGGGCUCCUCCCCGCGGCGUCCGCUCCGGGCACCGCCGCCCAGCCGCACGGCGCAAGCGGGCUCCGCGGGGGCUCCGCGGCGGGGCAAGCGGACCCAGCCCCCAGGGCGCCCCCUCGGUGCCUGCCGCGCAGGGCGGGGGCGGUGCCGGGAUCACGCAUGCGCAGCCGCCGCUCCAGACCCCCCGCGAGACCCAGACCGCCGCGGCUCGCCCGCUCCGUCUUUUCCCCAUCUGGGGCUCAAGCAUUUGUGUACGCGUGCGUCUUGUCCGGGCUCCGAUUGGCUGGUGGCCCCGUCCGUCAUCGGAGUGGCCAACCGAGCGAGCUCCAAGGUUCAGUUCCCGCCCCACGGUGGGUCGCUGGGUGGAGCUUCGGGCCUUUGUCGGCCCCCGCGCUAGUGGGGACGAGCCCAAGGAUGCGCGCGCCCGCCCGCGGUCGGCCGCUAACGGUUGCUUUGGUGGCCGCGUGGUGGCGGGGAGGGGAGUGGGCGCGAGGCGGGCCGAGGUAAUGGCCAGCACGGGGCAGCCCGUCGGCCGUGUGUUGAGCGCCUGCCGUGCGCCGUCCCGAAACCCGCUCCGCCUUCGGGAGGCGCCUGCCCGGGUCUCUGCGGGGCACGUGGGGGCGACGGCGCGGCGACGGCGGGUGACCGCAGCUCGGCCCGUAGCGCUGUCCGCCGCGCCCCGCCGGUCCGGCCCGCACCUUCCAGCCCCUGGGCCCGAGGCGCGGCCGUGCGGGUGGGCUCGAUCGUUCGGGCAGAGCAGGCGGUGCGCCCCGCCCGGCAGAGCCGCCGUGGGGCUGGCGCGGGGCCGGCGUGUCCGCUUCAGCGCCGCUCGCUGUUCCCGACGCGUUUGCGCGGUCACGAGGCGGGGAGAGUCGCCCGGCCCUUGGCUCCAGGCAGGAGUCGGAGGAACGAGAGCUCCGGCCGCUGGCCUGGCCGCCGUGGCUGCGACAGUCCCCCACCCCCGCCUCCGGCCUCCCGAGAGCCGCGUCCGUGGGCCUUCGUCAUGGUCCUUGGAGUUCCCAUGUCCUGAGGUCGACUUCACGGGUGACCAGCACCAGGAAUGA